Trichomonas vaginalis G3 is the source of this 612-nucleotide messenger RNA. Its product is annotated as RNA polymerase II transcription regulator recruiting protein. Lineage: Eukaryota; Parabasalia; Trichomonadida; Trichomonadidae. The coding region runs from base 1 to 612 and encodes 203 amino acids. The transcript has a single exon. The record is from RefSeq and is a predicted model, not a curated record.
AUGUCGAAUUCUCCUCAAACUACCAUGGUGAAGCCUCCACGUAAACCAAGGCAACCUUUCACACAAAAAGAAGACGAAAAGCUUAAGCAGCUUGUUGAAUCUCUCGGCGAUGCUGACUGGACAAUCAUAGCUAGGUGUAUGGAAAACAGAACCCCUCGCCAAUGCCGCGACAGAUAUAAAGAAUACCUUAUGCCAUCACUCAAUACAUCUGAUUGGACACCAGAAGAAGAUAAUAUACUUCGCCAGAAGAUUAAAGAGUACGGCAAAAAGUGGGCCAUUGUUUGCAUAUCGCUCAAUGGUCGUAGUGAGACAUCUGCUAAGAACAGAUGGCGUCUCCUUGAGAGAAGAGAAUCAAAUAUGAAAAAUGAAGCCAAGAUAGCCGAAGCUUGCUCUUCACCUGACUGCUAUGACAUCCCUCCUGUUCAACCAUAUCCACAAAUGAUUGAGCCAAUGUAUGUUCCAUAUUUCAUACCUCAGGAAAACGUAAGGUUCGAAAAAAUGAUUCAGCCUGUAAUCCCUACCUCAUUCGUAAGGGAUCCCCUUCCUCCACAGCCACCAAGAGUUAAGUUCCCCUCAUUACUCGAUAUUUGCCCGAAUUUGGUUUGUUUUUAA